CAUGGAGAUACAAAACUCCCCACAGGGUGGCAUUUGUUGAAAAAUUGACCAAGCUUGUCUUAAGCCAGCUGCCUAACUUCUGGAAACUGUGGAUUUCAUAUGUUAAUGGAAGCCUUUUCAGUGAGACGGCCGAGAAGUCAGGCCAGAUUGAAAGAUCAAAGAAUGUAAGGCAAAGACAAAAUGAUUUUAAGAAAAUGAUUCAGGAAGUAAUGCACUCCCUUGUGAAGCUGAUUCGUGGGGCCUUGCUUCCACUCAGCAUCCGGGAUGGGGACUCUCGGCAGUUCGGAGGCUGGGAGGUGAAGUCUGAGUUGUCUGGACAGUGGCUAGCGCAUGUCAUUCAGACCAUGAGGCUUACUUAUGAAUCAUUGACAGCUCUUGAAAUUCCUAAUGACAUGUUGCAGACGAUCCAGGAUCUCAUCUUGGAUCUCCGAGUACGUUGUGUAAUGGUCACAUUGCAACACACAGCAGAAGAAAUAAAGAGAUUAGCUGAAAAGGAAGACUGGAUUGUUGAUAAUGAAGGACUCACUUCUCUACCCUGUCAGUUUGAACAGUGCAUCGUGCAUUCCCUGCAGUCGCUGAAGGAUGUUCUCGAAUGCAAGCCCGGAGAGGCCAGUGUCUUUCAACAGCCUAAAACACAGGAAGAGGUUUGCCAACUGAGCAUCAAUAUCAUGCAGGUUUUUAUAUACUGUCUUGAACAAUUGAGCACCAAAUCUGAUGCAGAUAUAGAUACUACACAUCUUUCUAUUGAUGUUUCUUCUCCUGAUUUAUUUGGAAGUAUCCAUGAAGACCUCAGUUUGACUUCCGAACAGCGACUUUUGAUAGUUCUAAGUAACUGCUGCUAUCUAGAACGUCACACCUUCCUAAAUAUAGCGGAACAUUUUGAAAAGCACAACUUCCAGGGAAUAGAAAAAAUAACACAGGUUAGCAUGACCUCACUGAAAGAACUAGACCAAAGACUCUUUGAAAGUUACAUUGAGCUAAAGGCAGAUCCCAUCGUUGGCUCCUUAGAACCUGGAAUUUAUGCAGGCUAUUUUGAUUGGAAGGACUGCCUGUCUCCAACAGGUGUCAGAAACUAUUUAAAAGAAGCACUAGUGAAUAUAAUUGCUGUGCAUGCAGAGGUGUUCACUGUUUCUAAAGAUUUAGUGCCUCGGGUGUUAUCCAAAGUGGUGGAAGCAGUUUCUGAGGAGCUAAGUAGACUGAUGCAGUGUGUCUCAUCCUUCAGCAAAAAUGGAGCAUUGCAGGCAAGACUUGAAAUCUGUGCUUUGAGGGAUACUGUGGCUGUUUACCUGACACCGGAAAGCAGGUCUAGUUUCAAACAGGCUUUGGAAGCCCUGCCUCAACUUUCAAGUGGAGCAGAUAAAAAGUUACUGGAAGAGCUUCUGAACAAGUUCAAAAGCAGCAUGCACUUGCAGCUCACCUGUUUCCAAGCAGUUUCUCCAACCAUGAUGAAAACAUAAAUGCCUGCCAAGGAGGGCAGUCCAGAAAGAUGGCAAGCAGUAAGACUCACUUGCGCAAACACCACAGAGGUAUUCGGUACAUAAUGUAUUGGGUUUGCAAUUCCUCCUCCUUUCUCCUUUUUCCAGCAUGGUAACUUAGGAAGAUGUUGGUAUAUGUUUUAUUUCAAACAAAAUGACCUUAUUUGAAAUGCCACAGUGAUAUUUGUUUUGCCAUUCUUAUUAGAUUAGAUCCUAUAUAACUGUUGAAGAUAUCUUUUAAAAAGUAUUUGCUAAAAAGCUAAAUGUUUCAUGGUGAGUGCUGCAGGCAGAGUGGCUUCUUCAGGGUGUGUUGUGAGACGGGCUGGUGCCAAACGAAGAGUUUCUCAGUGCCGCAUUCACUGAACAUCAGUGCAGGCAGCUCUCAAGACCUGUGGAGGGCCUGAAAGAGGAGAUCUGGAAGGUGACACUUGGGCCUCUCCAGAACAUUGACUGUUCUAAACUGUACAGUUCUGCUUAAAAACCUAACUUCAUACAAACAGCCCUGUGUCUCCUCAUUCAAGUGGGUUCUUGGAAAAACGUGUGGUCUGCAUUUUUUAAAUGUUGUAAUUGGAAUAGAUUAUUUGUGGUCCAGAUAUCCAUGAGUUAACUUUGCAUUUCACUGUCUGAUUUUUAUUUUUCUCAGUGCUAAGCACUCACCGUUUUUGUUCUCAUUCACUCAGUUUGAUGUAUGUUACGUCACCUUAGUGUGUUGCAGUCCUUGAAGCCCUGUGUGCUCCCUUUGGUGGAGUGUGACUACCAGGUGCUGUGUUCACCCACAGCCUUCCAGGAUCCCCAGGCCCCAUGGGGAUGGGGAGCUCCCGCCAGCUGCUGUCCACUCCUUCCUUCCAGCAGUUGCCUUUCUCUCUGCCACUUCUUCCUCAUUGAAGUAUCUUGCUCAGUAGCUGAAAAAAUACUGCUCUGGCAAAGUCUUUGUUUCUGAGGCUUCGAGAUGCUCCUUGGUCACCAGGCAGGGAGAGUUGUAGCUUAGCCACGUACAUUUGUCCCACUGCUGACUAGGUUUACUGGAACAGGUUCAAGUCAUGGUGGCCUCUUUUAAAGUCAACUUCAACUCCAUUAUACUGUUUAUGUCUAAAAACUGAGUAAUUCUCUGUUUGUAGUCAACUUGUCAGGGUUAUUGUAGAAUCCCCUGUUUUAAUUACUGAAAUAAAUGUCUUUAUUAAUACAAGUAAUUUUAGAGCACAGUAUAGCCAUAUACAGUAUCGAUUAUUUGAAAUAAAUAAAUAUGUUUGUUCAUUUGGUGUAUGGAAGAAGUCAUAGUAACUGGAAGUUAAAGUUUAAUUUUUUUCAAAUGUGCUUGAUAAAUCUGUUAAAUAUGCAGAAUAUUAUCGUUCCUAGAUGUAUUAACCAUUGUACCUAACAUGACUACAAACUAAAUUACAAAACUGUCAUUCUGUAUGUUUGUUAUUUUAAGUAUCUAGUACAGUGCAUUCAUCCAAUAAAGAAUCUGUCUUCAAUGUAAGAUAUAGUUUAGUUGA
Carlito syrichta (Philippine tarsier) is the source of this 2971-nucleotide messenger RNA. It is a transcript of the gene EXOC2, whose product is annotated as exocyst complex component 2. Gene Ontology annotation, biological process: exocytosis; Golgi to plasma membrane transport. NCBI's taxonomy places the organism in Eukaryota, Metazoa, Chordata, Mammalia, Primates, Tarsiidae. The transcript has 16 exons. The annotation marks the transcript as partial. Gene Ontology annotation, cellular component: exocyst. The record is from RefSeq and is a predicted model, not a curated record.